Molecule: messenger RNA, 2414 nt
Organism: Merops nubicus (carmine bee-eater)
Lineage: Eukaryota; Metazoa; Chordata; Aves; Coraciiformes; Meropidae
Gene: IL17RD
Product: interleukin 17 receptor D
Exons: 12
Molecular function (GO): interleukin-17 receptor activity
Source: RefSeq, a predicted model, not a curated record
GGGCUGUCAUCAGUCAUCAAAAAUAAUGGACUACUCAAUAUCACCUUUAAAUAUGACAACUGCACUCCUUACCUGAAUUCGUUGGGAAAACACGUGAUUGGAGAUGUGCAGAAUAUCACUGUCAGUCAGUAUGCGUGUUAUGAACAGGUCGCAGUGACGAUACUAUGGACAGCAAAUCCUAUUGGAGUUGAAUACUUGAAAGGGUUUCGAGUAAUACUCGAGGAGUUAAAGUCAGAGGGAAGGCAAUGCCAGCAGAUGGUUUUAAAAGAUCCGAAGCAGCUCAGCCCCAGUUUUAAACAAACUGGAAUGGAGUCCCAGCCCUUUGUAAACCUGAAGUUUGAAACAGAUUACUUUGUGAAGCUUGUUCCUUUUCCUUCCAUUAAAAAUGAAAGCAAUUACCACCCGUUUUUCUUCCGAACUAGACCAUGUGAAUUGUUGCUACAGCCAGAAAACCUUGUCUGCAAACCUUACUGGAAGCCAAGGAAUCUGAAUGUUACCCAGCAGGGUUUUAACAUGCAAGUGUCCUUUGAUCAUGCACCUCACAACUUUGGGUUUAGAUACUACUUUCUUCACUACAAACUUAAGCAUGAAGGGCUGUUUAAGCAAAAGACCUGCAAACAGGAGCAAAACACAGAUACUACAAGUUGUAUUCUUCAGAAUGUAUCUCCAGGGGAUUAUAUAAUUGAGCUGGUUGAUGACACUAAUACAACAAGGAAAACAAUGCACUAUGCACUAAAACCAGUGCACUCCCCGUGGGCUGGCCCAAUAAGAGCGAUUGCCAUUACAGUCCCUUUAGUUGUCAUUUCAGCAUUUGCAACGCUUUUCACAGUGAUGUGCCGUAAGAAACAGCAAGAAAAUAUAUACUCCCAUCUAGAUGAGGAGAGCUCAGAAUCUUCAGCAUAUGCUGCAGUUCUCCAUGGUGAAAGGCUUCGUCCCCGGCCAAAAGUGUUCAUCUGCUAUUCCAGUAAAGAUUGCCAGAAGCACAUUAAUGUCAUCCAGUGCUUUGCUUAUUUUCUUCAGGACUUCUGUGGCUGUGAGGUGGCUCUAGAUUUGUGGGAAGAUGUAAAGAUUUGUAAAGAAGAUCAGAAGGAGUGGCUUAUUAAAAAAAUAAACGAGUCCCAGUUUAUCAUCAUUGUGUGUUCCAAGGGAAUGAAAUACUUCGUUGAAAAAAGGAACUGGAAACACAGAGGGGGGACCAAAGAUGCAGGAAAAGGAGAACUCUUUCUGUUUGCUGUGUUGACUGUUGCAGAAAAGCUUCGUCAAGCGAAGCAGAAUUCAGGUGACCUCUGCAAGUUCAUUGCAGUCUACUUCGACUAUUCCUGUGAAGGAGACAUCCCCGCUAUCCUGGAUCUAAGUACAAAAUACAAACUCAUGGACAAUCUCCCUCAGCUGUAUUCACAUUUACACUCCAGAGAUCUUAGUGUGCAGGAUUCAGAGGUGCUUCCUGUUAACAUUAGUAAAAGGAAUUAUUUCAGGAGCAAAUCUGGGAGGUCCCUUUAUGUUGCUAUUUGCAAUAUGCAUCAGUUUAUUGAUCAGGAACCAGACUGGUUUGAGAAACAAUUUAUUCCCUUCCCUCCACCUUCUUUACAUUACUCGGAACCUGUCAUGGAGAAAUUUGAUUCGGGCUUAGUUUUAAAUGACUUAGUGAAUAAACAGGUGAUGGAUGGUGAUUUUUACCUGAAAACAGAUGUAAAUCUUUUUUCAGCAGGGAAUUCAGACUCUCACUGUGUAAUUCAGCACUUAAACCUUGGAGAAGAUACAGAACCUCAGGACAUCCAAGGUGGUGCCAGCUCUGUUCUUCAGCCAUUGUUACAUAUUAAAGCUUCAAAUCUUAAUGAUAUGCCUCGAGAUUCUGGAAUUUAUGAUUCGUCUGUUCCUUCAUCUGAAUUAUCUUUACCUUUAAUGGAAGGACUCUUGACAGAUCAAACUGAAACAUCUUCCAUUACAGAAAGUGUUUCUUCAUCAUCAGGUUUAGGGGAAGAAGAACCUCCUGUAAUCACUGCUACAAAAUUCCUAGUACCUGGAAUAUGUAAAGCAGAACUUCACUGCCAUAUCCAUCCUGAUGAACUGCAGGCAAUCGCUCCUUUAUAACACAUUACAACAUUUUUAUGCAUCGACACUUUAUCAACAGCCUCGGUUUGUGCUUUAACUACCACACUCUCUCAGCACUAAAUCUACUUGAAGGAACGUGUGCUCCCUGAAGAUCUGUUAUUCCUAAGGGAUUUUUUUUUUUUUUAUGGCCAGUAAACUUGAAUCUGUUGCUCUUUAUCUAAAGACUUUCAUGAUUUGAAAAAUGCAACAUGGAAGAAUAUAUAAGAAUAGAUUUCAAAAUCGUUCCUAUUAUUAAUUUACAUAUCAUGAUAUUACACUGUUUACAGAAGCCAUAAUCAAAAUUGACCUCUUUUUGCUAGAAA